AUGGCCGACGCGGCGCCCGCCCCGGCUGCAGAGGGGGACGAGCAGACCGGGGACCAGAGGCCCUUGACGCCUGCACCGCCCCAGCCAGCUGCUGAGAAGGGCUCCUACCUGUACUCCACUGAGAUCACGCUCUGGACCGUGGUGGCUGCUGUCCAGGCUGUGGAGAAGAAGGUGGACUCCUGCCUGUCCCGCUUGCUGACUCUGGAGGGCCGCACGGGGACGGCCGAGAAGAAGCUGGCCGACUGCGAGAAGACGGCCGCGGAGCUCGGGAACCACAUGGAGGGCAAGUGGGCCGUGCUGGGGACACUGCUGCAGGAGUACGGGCUGCUGCAGCGGCGCCUGGAGAACAUGGAGAACCUGCUGCGCAACCGGAACUUCUGGAUCCUGCGGCUGCCCCCGGGCGGCAAGGGCGAGGUGCCCAAGGUGCCCGUGACCUUCAGUGAUGUGGCCGUGUAUUUCUCUGAGCUGGAGUGGGGACGGCUGGACGAGUGGCAGCGGGAGCUCUACAAGCACGUGAUGCGGGGCAACUACGAGACGCUGGUCUCCCUGGACUAUGCCAUCUCCAAGCCUGACCUCCUCACCCGGAUAGAGAGGGGAGAGGAGCCUUGUCCUGAGGGCCAGCAGGGCCAGGAGGAGAAGGAGGUGGUGUGCCCAAGGAAGCCGGGAUCUGGCCUCCCUCCAGACCCAGAGCACACACUCAGCCCAGCCAGCCCAGCCCAGGAGGAGCCAGGAGCAAGGCAGACUUGUGGGCACCAGCGGGCCUCAGAAACAAGAGUGACACCUCCUGGGCCAUGCAUCGGUGGUGGCCGCGUGAUCAAGACUGAAGCCCAACCCCACGGUGAGCUCACGCCAGACCGGCUCUUGCGCGAGUCACCUGGCCAGGCCGAGUGUGGAGUCGCCAAAGGGCCCAGGGACGGAGCCGGGGGCCCAAGCCAGCAUCGCAGCGGCAGUGUGCCAAGGGUGAGGCUGGGGGCCGCGCACGCUCCUGGGGCCUCUGGGGAGCCACGGCGCGUCCUCUCUCGCCGCCGCCAGCGAGCCUUCCCCUGCCCAGACUGCGGACAGAGCUUCCGCCUGAAGAUCAACCUGACCAUCCACCAGCGGACCCACGCGGAGGACGACCCCGGCUUGGCGCGCUGCACUCCGGCCCCCGCCUGGGGGGACGCCCACCCCGCGCUGGAGCCCGGCGAGGUGGUGGGCGCCGGCCCGGUCAUCCGCUGGCUGCCCAGCGAGCCCGCGGCGACCAAGGUGUACCACUGCAGCGAGUGUCUGCGCUUCUUCCCAGAGCGCAAGAGCCUGUUGCAGCACCAGCGGCUGCACACGGGCGACGGCCAUGGCUGGCCCUCCUGCCCCUACUGCGGCAAGGCCUUCCGCCGGCCUUCCGACCUCUUCCGCCACCAGCGCAUCCACACCGGUGAGCGGCCCUACCGCUGCCCGCAGUGCGGCCGCGCGUUCAACCGCAACCACCACCUGGCCGUGCACAUGCAGACGCACGCGCGGGGCCAGGUGGGCCCGCUUUGCGCCGCGCCCUCGGGGACCCCGGCCCGGCCGCGGCCUCGGGCCUGUGGCCCGGAGGAGGACCGGCCCCCGCCUCCCGGGCCCUUCGCCUCCCCCUGA
Molecule: messenger RNA, 1614 nt
Organism: Orycteropus afer afer
Lineage: Eukaryota; Metazoa; Chordata; Mammalia; Tubulidentata; Orycteropodidae
Product: protein ZNF783
Exons: 6
Coding region: 1-1614 (537 amino acids)
Biological process (GO): regulation of DNA-templated transcription
Source: RefSeq, a predicted model, not a curated record